UUUCAACAACAAAUCAUCUAGCAUGUUGGCUGUGCUUAGUUUUGGAUGGUUCCUCCUUGGAUUAUGUCUUGGAGAAGUCGAUAUAAUCCUCGACGAUGUUGACUGUACGAACCAGCAUGGGUUCAAGCCAGUUGGAUUUUUGGCCAGUUCAUACAAGGACUGUGUCUUUGUUGUCUGUGACGGUUCCAACCCAGAUCCAGGAAGAGUAAAGUACCCCUGGGGAUGCAAUACAAAAUUCCAGGUAAAUGACCCGUACAAUGAACCCGGUGGUCCUCUGAAAUGGCCUGGUGAUUGUCCGACGGACCUUUCUGUUCGGCAAUGCCUCGCGUACACAACCCAACUAUGCAAACUUGAGGAGAGCACACAAGACAAUGUUGCAUGUGGUCCAACAUUUGCAGAAUUGAAAGGGGAAGGAGGUGGAGAAAGUCAGGACGCUGCAUCUCUAAGCGACGAUUACGUCAUAUUUGGUGACCCGCACAUCUACCAGGGUUUGGUGAAUAUCUCAGGGACUCCCGCAGGGAAGCAAUACAUCAGAUAUAGAGUAGAAGGGACUCCGGAAACUUGGUACACAUUUUGGGAGCAUUACUGGACAGAGACCAUAGUUGACUGUCUAAUCAUAUCUGAUGCGCCAGGUAGCCCAAUGAGGUUUGUUUCAAAACUGAUUGUUCGUACAACUGUUCGUGACAUCAACAUUGAGAUUGUCAACAGGAAUGAACUUAGAGUCACACUUGGAGACUUAUAUGAAUGGGGCUAUGGAGUAGUGAAUAUAGAUGAGUCAUUGGCUCGGGACCAUGUCAACAUUACAGCUCCAGAUGAGUUUAAGAUCUCUGUUCAAGCUGUAGAGAGGCAUCUAAGAAUUCACAUCAAUGCCAUCCAUAUCGUUGAAGACAACAUUGGUGGUAUCCUGGGUGAUUUUGAGAAGAAAGCAAACCGCAUUCAAGCAAGUCCAGAUUAUUCCUCCCAUUCACUUGUGCAUGUUGAUGGUACGCUACACCCAGUGAUUACGCCAAAGUUGAUACACAAGUUCAGAUGUGACGGCAAUGGGAUUGAUUGGAAACAAUGCUGGCAGUUUGAUAACUUGGCAAAUAUUGUUGAUAUUAACAAUUUCAUCAGUAAUGGAGAUCCAACUCCUGAUUAUUAUAGUUAUAACAACAAUUAUUACUAAUGUGUAUGACACAAAGCAAACAAUAAAACACAAUGGGCAAAAUAACCAAAAGCAGUUCUGUGUUUGAUAUAACAAUAUAUAUUCGAAUUGAAGAAAUAUCAAAAUGUUCAUUCUACUUUUACGGAGCAAUGAUACAAAGUAUUAAAUGUUCCAACAUUGUUGCA
Messenger RNA from Owenia fusiformis, 1329 nucleotides. Lineage: Eukaryota; Metazoa; Annelida; Polychaeta; Sabellida; Oweniidae. The record is from the annotation of a GenBank genome assembly.